AGAGGGAGGCAGCGCGACCGAGUGAAGGAGGGUGACCGAAGGCAGUCCGACCAACUAAAAAAAAGAGUACACAUGUUUUGUUUUAAAGAGGGAAAUAACCAUCGAGUCGUUUGACCAGCGUGCUUCCACUCCUGGUGCACUCAGCAUUGCAAGAGCACCAACCAUGGAGCUACCCGCCGCGGGAGAGCACGUCUUCGCGGUGGAGAGCAUCGAGAAGAGACGGAUCAGAAAGGGCCGUUUCGAAUACCUGGUGAAGUGGAGAGGGUGGUCUCCGAAAUAUAACACGUGGGAGCCGGAAGAAAACAUUCUCGACCCACGACUUCUUGUGGCUUUCCAAAACAGGGAGCGACAAGAGCAGUUGACUGGUUAUCGUAAACGAGGACCCAAACCCAAGCACUUGCUGGUACAGCUUCCCUCUUUUGCGAGGAGAUCAAGUGUCCUCUCGGGCCUCCAAGAAACAUCUCUAGAUCUAGAUGACGUGGUGAAGCCCCUGCACAAAGUGGAGCCGGUGCAGCAGCAGCAGUACCAGCUAAACAGCAAGAAGCACCACCCGUACCAGCCCAACAGCAAAGACAGCCAGGCCGCAGCAGCAGAGCAGACGCUCAACGGCAAGAAGAAGUUCUACUACCAGCUCAACAGCAAGAAGCACCACCACUACCAGCCCGACCCCAAAAUGUACGACUCUCAGUACUCCUCCCAGAAAGUGCCCAAAGUGCCUCUGGAGGCGUCGCCUGCACCUGCACCUGCACCCCUGCUGCCCCCUCCUGCUGCUCUCGGCUGGGGGGGCCUCAAACAACACCCCCCGCCGUUGAAGCACAGGUGGCUGCAGCGGAAGCAGGACUCCCAGGACGAUUGCCUGAGCAAAGUGAAGGACAUCACGAUGGAGCUCAAAAAGCUCCCCGCCAUCUUGGACGGCAGCGGGAACAACGGUGAGCCUAAUGAGGUGAAAGUGAACUCGCCUGCCAAGGACCACCAGGGCGGCGGCGAUCAGCAGCCUCGCAAUGGGAUUAGCAGCAAACUAAAGAUUGUCAAGAACAAAAACAAAAACGGACGUAUCGUCAUUGUCAUGAGCAAGUACAUGGAGAACGGCACGCAGGCGGCACGCAUCAAGAAUGGCGGCGAUUCGGGAGACGCUGACAGACUGUCCGGCGGAGACCAUAACAAAGUGGAUAACUUGACAUUGGAUAAGAAAAAGACGGUGCAUAGGCAGGGGCCCACAGCAGAGCAUGCACCUCACAAGAGGAGCAGCAAAGAGAAGGCCCAUGAGCUCCACAAUACAAAGACAAUCAAUGGUCACCACUCACCAAAGGCCUCUCUUACAACAGACAAGUCAGCAGCAGCAACAACAGCAGAAACCAAUGAAUCCCAAAGUGCUCAGGAGCUUGGUGGUGGAGAUCAGCCACUGCAGCUGACCACCACCAAGCCCGCCACGAACCCUUGGCUCCCAAACGGUACGCUGAUGCCAUCUUCCUUGAAUGGCACACACACAGACUCUCGGCACAAGUCCUCCUCAUCGUCGUCCAACAAGCGGCGACAUUCGGAACACGGCGAGGAGCAGGCGGGAGGCAAGCGCUUCCUGGCUGCCAGGAGUAUCAGUGUGCCUGUGGUGCCUCCCUCUCCACUUACCUCUCCAGCUGCGGGCCAUUCUGUGGAUCUAACAGGCCAGCAGCUGUGUCCCACCAACGGGCAGGAGUCGGACUAUAACUUUCUGCACUCAAACCCAGAGGAGCCCAUGGACUUGAGCUGUGUGCGGUCCAGACAGGAGAGGAAUGGAUUAGCUAUGGUCCAAAGCGCCACCACGCCGGAGGUGCCCCAAAGUGCCACGCCGGAGGUAGUACCUGUGGCUGAGCCUGCGGCAGUGUCAACAACAGCAGCCGCAGCAGCAGCAGCAGAAGGAACAGCACCUACGUCAGCACCCUUAGUGCCGGCCGGGGAGGAUACCGCCCAGGCCUUUAAGCCUUUCUUUGGGAACAUAAUCAUCACUGACGUCACAGCCAAUUGUCUCACCGUGACAUUUAAGGAGUAUGUCAUGGUAUGAGACGUGGCUGGAUUUCAGGACUACAUGAAGAAGACUACUGACCGUUUAUUUUGGUUUGUUUGGGGAUUUUUUUGUAAAUGUGUACAAAUGUAUAUUGGGAUUGGAGAGAAAAAAGGAUAUUUUCAGAAGAGUUUGGUUAUAAUGUAAAAAAGAAAAAAAAUCUUGUUUGUCCUCAUAACUUUGUAUACUUAUUCUUUUUUUAUUAUUAUUUCACCUUGCCGGUAAUUACAGUGUGAUUGACCCAGAUGGAUAUUUUCUUACCCAGUCAACUCACUGCAUUGUGUUUAGGCUGUUGGUGCAAUUUUAACAUAAAGCACUUGUGUAAAGUGUUCCGUCACUUGUUAUUUCCUAAUUGUGUUGCGUUUUGAGCUCGCUGUCAUCAGAAGUCAUCAGAAAAGGGGAAAGGAGCCCAUUGCUUUAUCCACUUUCCUGUGUGUGUGUCUGUGUGAUAUCACAGUUGUGUUUGGACACUUACACAUGGGUUUAGCUUGUGGGCACAUGGGUAGGGCCUAUAGCCUGUGAAGAUGCAAAGUAAUGAACGGAGGUGUCAAAACCCCAGCUCAGAAGUUUACAAAACCCUGCCACGGUUUCUUUCCAACACAGGUGACUUGAAUGAGUAACUCGGCUCACCUGUCUCAAGGACUCAUUUCGAUCAUGUUAUUGAGAGCUGGUUGGGUGAAAUCAAAGGAAUUGUUAUUUUCUAAUCUGAGGAUUGACACAUCUGGUAGAGAAACAACACCUGAGAGCUUUUUUUUAUUAUUAUGAUAUCAAACUGAGAUAGAGACCUGGUGGCUACAGAUUCCAUGCACAAGCUCACGUGAAGGACCUUGGUAUCACAAUGCACUUUGCACUGUUCUUCAGAGUUUAAGGAGUGACCAUUUGUCAAGCAGUGAAGAUGAUAAUUUGUUAUGUAAGGGGUUGGCAAAGGUUGACAACCCUGUUUUAGUCUAAAACAUGUAUUUUAGGUUCAGAAAUGCAAAGAACUGUGUUAAACCAGAUAUUAGAUGCUUCCAUUAAACUCUAAAGCUAGAGUAAUGAGAGAUUAUACAACAUUAUUUGUUUGCUGUUUGUUUCUGAAAGGUUCGAAACAAAUCUCUUACAAGAGAUUCUGCUCAUUACUCAUGCCCCUGUUGGAGUUCAUAUUUCUCAAGCUAUAGAUGUGAAUUCUAACCUAGUGAUGGUCCCUUCAUAUUAAUUUAUGCUUUUGUUGUUUAGAAGUCCGUUUUAACUCUAGUCAGUGCCUUAAUUUGACCCUCUAACGUAAACACAAGACGACGUAUAACAUGAAUUGUACAUUCCGUUGCUAAUUGUCUAAGAUCCGUCUUUACAGCGUCUGCAAUGUUUGAGUUUUGUUAAGUACAUUUUCUGCUGUUAAAGCUGAUCAACAUUGAUCAACGUAUUGUCAUGUCGGUGAAGUUAUGUUCCACGGGGUCUCCGCGUGGGGCUUUGAAGACCCGAACAUGCAAUGUCCCGAUUUGUCACUGAUUGCGCUUGAUAUGUAGCCAUACCGUUGACGUUUUCUAACAAUGGCAGUGUCAGCACUUGGUACACAAGAUGAAUUGUGACUGAUUCUGUAGUUUGGACAAAGUCAGUAGUUCUGUUGAACACAAAAAAAGUUGCUUGGAACUCCUGUAAAAACAAACCAACAAACAAACAAAAAAACAAUCGCAAUAAAAAAAUGUUGAAAUACUGCA
Molecule: messenger RNA, 3732 nt
Organism: Engraulis encrasicolus (European anchovy)
Lineage: Eukaryota; Metazoa; Chordata; Actinopteri; Clupeiformes; Engraulidae
Product: E3 SUMO-protein ligase CBX4-like
Exons: 5
Coding region: 164-2038 (624 amino acids)
Biological process (GO): protein sumoylation; negative regulation of transcription by RNA polymerase II
Cellular component (GO): PRC1 complex
Molecular function (GO): SUMO ligase activity; SUMO binding
Source: RefSeq, a predicted model, not a curated record